ACGACUCGUUUAUGUAAGUAUAGUCUGUCGAAGGGAGACUAUUUCAGAAGUUGUAUUAGCUUUCAGAAAUUGUAAACACAACCGGUUUCGCUUGAUGCACCCAUUCGCAUCCUACGUGCUGCGAAGUUAUUACCGUGCAACGGGAUGGAACGAAGAUAACCUGUUCUCCAACCUAACACGUUCUUCAGACGCUAUACUGGACUUUAGUGUUCCUCGCGGGCUCAAUCUGUCAAUAUCCAAAGCUCCCAAUGGGCUCUUCAACACCUCGUAUUCCAUGAACGCCAUGCCGUCCCUCAAUGGCUCAGUAGGCUACAUAUUUACAUCCUGUAACCUCGAUGUGAAGAGCUCUGGCGGUGUCCGUUUCAAAGAUAUGGUCGAGCGUUUCAAGGUGUACGACCAGCCUCGAAGGCCAGAAGGAAAGGAGGAGGAAUGGCUCGCUGGAGAACGGGUGGACACUCGUGACUAUUUGCUCUAUGGCCGGUUAUACCUGCCUACGGGUAGACUCGAUGCGCUCUACUCUACGCGCUUGUCACCCACUCUACAGGCAAUGGUCGCAGCUAUAUCAGAUCCACGGUCCAAUUUCUCGUCCGAGAAGCGCUCGCGAGGCGACAAUGUCAGCAAUGUCAUGUUCACCCUACAGCAUGACGUUGGAAAAUGGUGCUCGGAAUAUACAUACGGCGCAGAAGAUGGAAUGUGGGGUGUACGCGUCUUACAUAACUUUGGAAGGCUCGGAAAUCCAGCUGAGCCUCCUGAAGAUUUGAACUCGUCCCCUGGAACAAGACCUAAGCGCGUAGACGAGGAAGAGGCAACAGGUGGUGGUCUGAAGGGCAGAGUGUCUGCCGGUGCCGAGUUCUACAUCAGCGCAAAAGAGAGGAGCGCUGGAGUCUCAACGGGAAUUCGGUUUACAACUCUUCCUGAUGCGACCCCACCAUCUUUCCAGCUCCCCCCACCAUCUUCAUCACCACUCUCCCAAUCCUCUCGUUCUCCCCCAUCUCAACCACCGACGACUAUCACCGCUCUUUUUAAUCCGAUGAUGGGACACAUACAAGCAGCUUAUGCAGCUCGCAUAUCACGCGACCUCUCCAUGUGCUCUCGGUUCGAUUUCAACGUCUACAGCUAUGAUAGUGAGUGGACGAUGGGUGCUGAAUGGUGGAUGCGACGGGCUGCCUCGAAGCAUGAAGAUGAGCCCGAACCGUCACUUAUUCCCCCAGGGCAACCACCAGUUCCCGUUCCACAAUUCGAGUCACACGGCACUCCUUCCGAUAUUCGUGGGGUGGUGAAGGCUAAGAUUUCAACGAAAAACAAUGUCUCACUGAUGUGGGAGGGCCGCCUGAAGCAGAUGCUGGUUAGCUUGGGUUUCGUGUCUGAUCUCUCCAGUAGGUCAAAGCCAAUAAAGGCCAUAGGACUCGAGUUAUCAUAUUUCAGCACUGGUUAAUAUGGAGUGAUUGCGUGUAAGGUAUGGUACAUACACCCGAGAUCAGUACAGGUAUGAGAACGGAGCAGCUAACAGUGAAUCGGAACGCGUAGAAGGGUAUCUAUUAUAUGUGCAGACAGUUAAAUGCAGUUUUCAUUAUCCAAC
Messenger RNA from Suillus paluster, 1579 nucleotides. RefSeq lists its product as uncharacterized. The record is from RefSeq and is a predicted model, not a curated record. The transcript has 5 exons. Lineage: Eukaryota; Fungi; Basidiomycota; Agaricomycetes; Boletales; Suillaceae. Gene Ontology annotation, biological process: mitochondrial outer membrane translocase complex assembly; protein insertion into mitochondrial outer membrane; establishment of mitochondrion localization. Gene Ontology annotation, cellular component: ERMES complex; SAM complex. The coding region runs from base 95 to 1435 and encodes 446 amino acids.